This is a messenger RNA of Haemonchus placei, 216 nucleotides long. Lineage: Eukaryota; Metazoa; Nematoda; Chromadorea; Rhabditida; Trichostrongylidae. The record is from the annotation of a GenBank genome assembly.
AUGAUGAAGAAGCCGAAGCUGAUGAACUAUCUUGAAGCAGUCUUCCCUCCUGUUCCCUCACAUGACGUCACAGCUCUGGUCCCACUUUGCUUACAUCAAUUCCCACAUGGGAAUGAAGAAAAGAUUGAACAUGCACAGGCUGUAGCUGUAACAUGGGAACCCACAAAUCAAUUCAAUCGAGUAUCGCCUAUGGAAGUGAUUGUGUGGCUUGGAUAG